AUGUACAACGGCAUUGGACUACCCACAGCUCGUGGCUCGGGCACGAAUGGUUAUGUGCAAGCAAAUCGAGCCAGUCUAUUCCUGUCAAAAGUACGUGUCAAAUACAAUUCAGAAGCUGAUAUCAAACGUGCGGAGGCUGAAUUAAAUCGACCACCAAACGCUGAACUAUUGGAACACAUGAAGAAACGGCAAAUUGAAUUGAAAUGUGCUGAUUUUGAAAUGCUCAUGGAAGACAAGGGCUUCGAUGCAGCUGACAUCGAGAAAAAAGUGGGUGAGUAUCGAAAAUUAUUGUUGAGUCAAGUGAUAUCUGGUGAGUUGGAUAUUGAAAGCGAAAUGAGUAUGAAUGAUAGUCAUGCAAGAGCGAAGGCAGCUAUCGAAAAUCGUGAUCGUAUGCGUGCUGCACUUGGAAUCGAUGAAAAAUUCGUGGAUGGAAGUUCAUUUGAAAAGUUCGUUACAUUCUUUGUUCCAUCAACCGUUGAGGAUGAUGUCGAUGUGAAGAAAAGAAAUUUGGAUGAUAGCAGCAAAACAGGGAAAAAACAACAAGACAAAAGAAAAGCUGAAAAUGACAAGAAAUCACCGAGCAAAAAGCGAUCACAGAGACAUCGAUCUGAAACGUCUUCAUCAUCGAGUGAUAGUUCAGCGUCAUCAGAUUCCAGCGACUCGGAUUCCGAUUCCAGCUCAUCACCAUCACCUGAAUCUGAAUCAGAUGCUGCUGCAACAUCAUCAUCGUCAUCAAAACGUACCUCAAAAUGCCCUCAUACGUCCAGAAAAUCAGAGGAUGUGAAAUAUGAUGAUGAUGUUGAUAAGAGUAACCAUUUGAAAGCAGUGAAGAAAAUGGAUAAGACGAAAGCAAAUAAAUAUGGUCAGAAUGUUGAAGAAUCAUGUGAAAAGGACAUCAGAGUGAUGAAGGAUGAUGGUGAUAAUUUUGAUAAAGGAACAGAUAAACGCAAAAGAAGUGCAGAGAAAGAUGAUGCCACAGAUGGGAGGGAAGCGUCGAAGAGAAAAAGAGAGUAUUCAUCGCCAACAUCUCAUAGUAGAGGCAAUUAUCGUGACGAAGAAGGAGAUAGUCGUCAUCAUCGUCGAAUUCGGGAGCAACGUUAUCAAUCAUCGCCGGGUUAUCACCGUAGAGGAGCAGACCGAGAUCGAUAUGAUGAAUACCGUGGUCGAACUGCUCGAGACCGCGGAGACGAUCGAUUUGAUCGUUCGGAAAGUCAUCACCGUUACAGAUCCUCUCAUUUCUCUCAACGUCAUCAGUUGGCGAAUGAAAGUGGCGAUGAAAAAGAUAGAAGUAGAAGAAUAGAGAAAGGUAGAUAUGAGCAUGAUCGUAAUCAUCGUCAUGAACGAGAAGAGGACGAUUCCGAAUUAAAUCGUGGCCGAGUUGGUGAGGAUCGAGCACAUGAUCGGGAUUGUAAACGACAUGAUUCAGAUGAAGAAGAAGAAAUAAGAACGAAAGAACAGCACUAUGAUAAUGAGCGUAAAUUGCGUAAAAAUGAUGAUCGCAAUCUGCAGAAGCGACAUCGUCAAUCUUCGGAAGAUGUUAGCUGCAGCAAACCCAAGCAACAACAGAAAGACGACCAACAAGGUAAAGAUGAUGUUGGCGGUGGUGAAGGUAGUAAAAGAAAUGAAGGAGAACAUAGAGAGAACCGUCGUCAUAAUCGUUAUGAUAUUUCAGAUUCUGGCGACCAGGAUGACGAUGUUCAUCAAAAAACUGAAAAGUCAGGACAGCAGUCGUUAAAGUCACAUUCUCAUCCUGCUCAUGAUCACCGCUCAAGAUCAAAGCAGCAACAGUCAGCAUCUUCCUCUUCUGAGUCCUCGUCAAGCUCUUCGUCAUCAGAAUCUGAUGCCAGCAGCCUGGGUUCAGACUCAGACUCUGGUUCAUCUACCUCAACUACUGAAAAAUCCCAUCAUACAUCAGAAAAGGGCCACUCAAAGAAUCACAAAUCUUGUAAUGAUGAUGGUGGUUCUGUUAAUGUUUCAAAACUUCGUGAACCUGUUUGUACGAGUGACUGA
This is a messenger RNA of Anisakis simplex (herring worm), 2010 nucleotides long. NCBI's taxonomy places the organism in Eukaryota, Metazoa, Nematoda, Chromadorea, Rhabditida, Anisakidae. The record is from the annotation of a GenBank genome assembly.